GAUUAAAAAGGAACGAUCACGUAAAAUUGAUACCUUGACAGCGGCCAUACAUGUAGCCGAAACAGAACACAAACAAGAUCCCACUAGCGACAAUUUCCAGACCCUGACUGCCCUACGCAUAGAACUAAGAUCGUUACUAGCUGUAAAGGCAUAUAGAUCAGUACAAUUGACAAGGAGCACUUUCUACGCUCAGGGUAACAAGAGUGGGAAGCUACUGGCCAAAGCUUUGAAAACUAAACAACAGAGAUCCUUCAUUGACAAGGUCACAGACGGCACAGGGAAGGCAUGCAACACCACCGAUGACAUAGCAAAGGCAUUCAACGCUUUUUACUCAAAUUUGUAUAACCUAGCCCCCCCAAAUGGCCAACUCCACAACCUGAGAGAAUAUGUCGCUGCGCAACUCCCACGCACUAUCCCGGCCGCUGACUCACACACACUAGAUGAACCGUUCACGCAG
Pelobates cultripes (western spadefoot toad) is the source of this 457-nucleotide messenger RNA. NCBI's taxonomy places the organism in Eukaryota, Metazoa, Chordata, Amphibia, Anura, Pelobatidae. The record is from the annotation of a GenBank genome assembly.